Molecule: messenger RNA, 1900 nt
Organism: Halteromyces radiatus
Lineage: Eukaryota; Fungi; Mucoromycota; Mucoromycetes; Mucorales; Cunninghamellaceae
Product: asparagine synthase
Exons: 5
Coding region: 26-1702 (558 amino acids)
Cellular component (GO): cytosol
Molecular function (GO): asparagine synthase (glutamine-hydrolyzing) activity
Source: RefSeq, a predicted model, not a curated record
CUUUCUUCUAUAUAAUAAUAAUAUUAUGUGUGGUAUUUUUGCUUGUUAUAACUAUCAAGGCGAUAUUGAUGCUUUCCGUCAACGUGCUUUAUAUCUUUCAAAAAAAAUUAGACAUCGUGGUCCUGAUUGGUCUGGUUGUAUGAUUUCUGGAAAUACUAUUUUUGCUCAUGAACGUCUUGCUAUUGUUGGUGUUGAUACUGGUGCUCAACCUUUAACAAGUGAUGAUGAUAACCUUAUUCUCUGUGUCAAUGGUGAAAUCUACAACCAUAAACAAUUACGUGCCAACUUGAAAAACAAAUAUGAAUUCAAAACUCAUUCUGAUUGUGAAGUCAUUAUGCCCAUGUAUAAAGAAAUGGAUAAGGAUUUAGUUCAACAAUUGGAUGGUAUGUUUUCAUUCGUACUUUUAGAUAAGAAACGUAAUAGAAUCAUUGCUGCUCGUGAUCCUAUUGGUAUUACUACUCUUUAUUAUGGUUGGGACUCUAAAAUGCCUGGUACUGUUUACUUUGCUUCUGAAUUGAAAUCUUUGAAUGAAGAUUGUGAUAAGAUUUUGGCUUUCCCUCCUGGUCAUAUCUAUGAUUCUGAUUCUGGUGAAACAACGCGUUGGUUUAACCCUACUUGGUGGGAUGAAUCUCGUGUACCCACUCAUCCUGCUGAUCUCAAAUUAUUACGUGAAUCUUUAGAAACUGCUGUUCGUAAACGAUUGAUGGCUGAAGUGCCUUAUGGUGUCUUAUUAUCCGGUGGUUUGGAUUCUUCUUUGAUUGCUGCUAUUGCUGCUCGUGAAACUGAAAAGAUUGCUGCUGCUGGCUAUACUGAAGGUGAAUCUACUCUAUGGCCUCGUCUUCAUUCUUUUUCCAUUGGUCUUCCUGGUUCUCCUGAUUUGAUUGCUGCUCGUGAUGUUGCCAAACACCUCAAGACUAUUCAUCAUGAAUUCACUUUUACUAUUCAAGAAGCAUUAGAUGCUGUUAGUGAUGUGAUCUAUCAUUUGGAAACUUAUGAUGUAACUACUAUCCGUGCUUCCACUCCUAUGUAUUUAUUAUCUCGUAAAAUCAAGGCUACUGGUGUCAAGAUGGUACUUUCUGGUGAAGGUGCUGAUGAAGUGUUUGGUGGUUACUUAUAUUUCCAUUAUGCUCCCAACUCAGCUAGCUUCCAUGAGGAAACAGUGACUCGUGUCAAGAACUUGCAUACAUCCGAUUGUUUACGUGCCAACAAAUCUACAAUGGCUUGGGGUUUAGAAGCACGUGUACCAUUCUUGGAUAAACAAUUUUUGGAAGUGGCCAUGAACAUUGAUCCCAAGGAAAAGAUGCCAGAUCGUAGUCAAGGUCGUAUGGAAAAGUAUAUUGUGCGCAAGGCCUUUGAUACAUCGGAUGAUCCAUCUGCCAAACCUUAUUUACCCGACAAUGUAUUAUGGCGUCAAAAGGAACAAUUCUCAGAUGGUGUUGGAUAUAGUUGGAUUGAUACAUUGAAGGAAGUGUCUCUUACCAAGGUGACUGAUGAAGAAUUUGCUCAAGCUGGAUCAAGAUGGACCAAGGAUACACCUACUACCAAGGAAGCCUAUAUGUAUCGUGUGAUGUUUGAACAAUGGUUCCCUCAAGAAGCUUGUACUGCUAGUGUCGUACGAUGGAUUCCUAAAGCUGAAUGGGGUUGUCCUGAAGAUCCUUCUGGUCGUGCUCAAGGUGUACAUGAUGAUGCUUUGAAACAAUAGAUUUAGUUUUUUUAUGUAUAUAUAUAUAUAUUUUUUAAUACAUAUUUCCCAUCAUCAUCAUCAUUUUUUCUUAUUCACUUUUUGUUAGUAUUUAUCAUCCAUCAAAUGCAUACUUUUUAUAGUACCUAUAUAUAUAUAUAUAUAUAUAUAUCACCCCCAUCUUACUUCCUAUUUAUCAAAAUAGAAAGCGUUCAAAUU